GGCUGAGUAUCAGGUUGUCGUUAGUUUUGUGAAAACUCAUCUCAGGAAAACAUUUCUAAUAAUUGGAAGCUUUGCUGGAACUACCAUUGGAACUUGACAAUGAGGCACUCAAUCCUCAUCACAUUCAUCACAUCCUGUCUCUUCAUCAUCAGUCCAUCAUCAGCUUACACAGUACAAUGUUCAUUCCGUACUCAAGGCUUUCACUGGAUUACUGAUCAAUUCUACAUCUGUCGUGAUGAAAAGAGCAUCGUCUAUACCCGUGAAGAUCGUUAUGUUGAUGAUGUUAGUGGAACUCACUUGACAGGCAUGACAAAUGAUCAAGUCACUGGAUUUUAUACGCUCAACACGAGAUUCCAUUAUGUCCCAAAACAUGCUGAGAAAUUCUUUAAAAAUCUUCGUGUUCUGGCUGUUGAAGACUCGAGGUUGAUUGAACUUCGUCGUGAGGACUUGAUGCCGUACCCAAAUGUUGAAUAUUUGUACUUUAGUGGAAAUUUGAUUGAAGUUCUUGAGAAGGACUUGCUGAUUGGAAAUCCAAGAAUUAAAGGAAUUGCCAUGGAAAGGAAUCAUUUUAGAUUCAUUCACAGUAAAAUCUUUGAUGGAAUUACAAGGAACUUGAGCUUCCUCAUGAUGGACAAUGCUGGAUGUGUCAGCAUUCAAUCACAAUCAAACUUCGCUACAGCAAUUGCAACGAUUAAUGAGAAAUGCUCCAGUUAUGAUAGCUUUACGCCAAUGCUCACUGACUUGUACUUUGCACAGCGGUACAUGAGAAUGGUUUGAGAUCGAAUUGGGAAUUGGAUGUUAAGCACGUGUUCGGGAAU
Molecule: messenger RNA, 818 nt
Organism: Chironomus riparius
Lineage: Eukaryota; Metazoa; Arthropoda; Insecta; Diptera; Chironomidae
Source: the annotation of a GenBank genome assembly